CCUCAUACUACUCAUCUGCACACACAACCAACCCGGGCAAACGACUUCCCUCAACGACAACCACUUCUAUUUUCAGAUUCUCAAAACAAUUCCUAUCGAUUACCAAGCAGCAAUAAUAAUAAUGGAUAGGGACAGAGAACGCGAUCGGGAGAGGGACAGGGACCGUGAGAGGGACAGGGACAGAGAACGCGACCGAGAUAGGGAUAGGGACCGCGACCGCGACAGAGAUCGUGACCGCGACCGUGACAGAGACCGCGAUAGGGACAGGGACAGGAGAUACCGAGACUUCGGUGGUAUCGACUCGUAUGUCCCCACCAUCCGCCGUCGUCCCUCGCGCUCCCCACCCCCUCCUCUACGCAGCGACAGCUGGGUUCCGCGUCGUCGCUUUUCCCGUUCCCCACCGCCGCCUGCACGUGCCCGAUCCCGCUCACCACACCACCCACCACCGCCUGCGAGAAGGAGACGUUCAAUCUCGAGGAAUUCCGCGAGGGAUAGAGCGAGAUCCAGAUCUCCACCACCUCGCCGCCGCUCCAGAUCGAGGUCUCCGCUGAGAAGGAGACGCUCCCCGCCGCCCCCGAGAGGUGGAUCUAGGUCCCCGAGGUUCAGGAGGAGAUCUCCGUCCCCCGCCGUCGCGAGACAGAAGGAUAAGUCCCCGGUGCGCGAGAAGCGAAAUUCGCCGCCUCCUCCUACCCCAGGCUCGGCAGUAGCUCCCGCGAGACCUAGAGAGGGCCGCUCACCUCAGCGUCAACCGCCAACUGGACCCGCAGCAACGAGAAGGGACACCUCCAGGGAGAAAGAAAAAGACAAGGAGAAGGAGAAGUCGCCGGUCAUCACCCGGGACAAAUCGAGAGAGAGAUCACCACCGCCGCCUCGUCGUCCACGUUCGAAAGAGAGAUCUCCCCCAUCUUCAGCUCUCCGACGGGGCCGUUCACCGCCGCCGACAUCGAGAAGAGCUCGUUCAACAGAGAGGAGCCCGCUCGCCUCCCGUAUCAACGACAGGACCAGAAGUACUUCGCGUCCUGCCUAUAAAGAUAGGUCCCCAAGGAAACGAUCGGCUUCACCAAGGUCUCCGAUGAAUCGUCGUGGAGGUCGUUCGAGGACGCCCACCGGCCCUCGCCGCAGGUCGAGGUCGCCAUACCGCGGUGGAGGUGGAGGAUUCGGUCGCGGUGGAGGAGAUUAUCGUCGCGGUGGAGGUCCAGGAGCUGGUGAUCGUUGGACGAGCAGCAGUGCUCGAGCCCGUUCGCCGUAUCAGCCGCGUGCUCGUACGCCGAAUGGUCCGGCUGCCACGAGGAGAGGACGUUCUCAUACUCCGCCGGCUCAGCGUCCAGUUGCCCGUGCUAAAUCGAGGUCGAAGAGUCCCGUGGAGGAGCCCACACCGCGAACCGCAGCGUCUCCAGUGACUAGAGCCGUUGAACCAUCGCCGCAGAUGCCGCCGUCUCGUCCUCGCUCACGAUCUCCGGCUCGCAACGCCGAGUCCCGCCACGAGUCGCCCCGCCCACCUCCGAGAUGGUUCCCUGGAUCGCCUGCCAUUCCUGGAUCUGGAGCCAAUUCCCGUGGACCACAGUCGCCGGCCUGCCCACCCUCUGCCCAUCGCUCCCCGCCGUCAAGAGCCCGCUCGCCCCCGAGAGGUCCUAGAAAUGACAUUCCGCCACAGCCACCGAUUAAUGGCCAAGGAAUUCACCCUGACCGUCUGCAGCAUCUGUCGUCUGCGGCUGCACCUACCAACGGUGCUCCUCCCGCUGCUCCGAGAGGUCCCUCCGGUGUCGGUGGAAGGGCCCCACCCACGCAUCCCCGUGGUGGUGGAGGAUUCGGACCACCCCGUGCCCAGCAGCAGCCACCGAUCAACCGCGGUCCCCCCGUUCCACAGCAGAGACCCACGCCACCUGCUCCCCCGCUCGGCCCGAGACGUGGAUCCGCCGUUGGCGUUGGCAACCCCGCCACCCAAUCCGCCACCCCUCAGCCAACCGCAAUUCCCACUGGUCCCCGCGCUGGCAACUUCCCUUACCGCACUUCGCUCCCCGCGCAGGCGCCAGUCCGGUAUGUCCCCGCUGCAACCGGUCCAGGAACUCUCAUCCCCGGCGGCAAACUCCUCCCGCCCAUCGACAAGGCGAGCGAGGACCGCUUGACCCGCCUGCGCGCGGAACAGGUCAAGCUCGAGGAAGAGGUGCGCAUCUCUCAGGAGAAGAAACGCAAGGGACUCUACGCCUGGGAGAAGAGCAAGCGCGAGGCGGAGAUCGCGAGCUACCGUGUCGAGGUUGCGGAACGCCAGCUCCAGGCGGCCCAGGAAGUCUCGCUCGAAUAGGAAACGGGUGAGCAGGCGUCGUCCAUGGAGUUGGGCGGCAUGGAUGGUGAUAAAUG
Messenger RNA from Tricharina praecox, 2358 nucleotides. RefSeq lists its product as uncharacterized. Lineage: Eukaryota; Fungi; Ascomycota; Pezizomycetes; Pezizales; Pyronemataceae. Bases 122 to 2302 code for a protein of 726 amino acids. The transcript has 2 exons. The record is from RefSeq and is a predicted model, not a curated record.